AUGAUCAAGAAGAAGAAGAAGAUCAUUCUCAUCAUCCUCAUCCUCGCUGCAUCAUUCACAUUAAUGCUGGUUUCAGCUGAAGCGAGGGUCCGUGUCAGCGUGAUCAACAGGCUGGGAGACGGCAGGAAAAUGCAGAUACACUGCCGGUCGAGCGACGACGAUCUGGGGCUCCAGAAAGUCGACGACGGCUGCGGUACCGCGUGGAGCUUCGCCGUCAACUUCUGGGGGACGACGCUAUUCUACUGCGACGUGAAGUGGGAAGAUCAUCGGGGGUCGGAAUCCGGCGGUGGCUGGAAGCACUUUGAUGCCUAUGAUGCGCAGAAAGAUUUCAGGAGGUGUAGCUCCGAGUGCAAAUGGAUGAUCUCCAGCGAUGGCUCUUUGUAUGGCUUUGAUCAGGAAUGGGGGACUUGGGAUCGGUACCCCUUCGCGGGAUCAGAUAAUAUUUAA
This is a messenger RNA of Diospyros lotus (date-plum), 447 nucleotides long. Its product is annotated as self-incompatibility protein S1-like. Bases 1 to 447 code for a protein of 148 amino acids. The record is from RefSeq and is a predicted model, not a curated record. Lineage: Eukaryota; Viridiplantae; Streptophyta; Magnoliopsida; Ericales; Ebenaceae. The transcript has a single exon.